Molecule: messenger RNA, 963 nt
Organism: Acipenser ruthenus (sterlet)
Lineage: Eukaryota; Metazoa; Chordata; Actinopteri; Acipenseriformes; Acipenseridae
Product: olfactory receptor 6N1-like
Exons: 1
Coding region: 1-963 (320 amino acids)
Biological process (GO): G protein-coupled receptor signaling pathway
Cellular component (GO): membrane
Molecular function (GO): G protein-coupled receptor activity; olfactory receptor activity
Source: RefSeq, a predicted model, not a curated record
AUGUCUGGCAUAAACAAGACCGGUCUGGAAAUCAGAGAGUUCUUUUUAGUUGGUUUUCCACAGUUCCAGGACCAGGGGAGCAGGAACACCCUCUUCGCUGUCUUGCUGACUGUCUACCUCCUCAUCCUCCUGGGGAACCUGCUUAUAGUGCUUAUAUUUAUACUAGAUGAAAGCCUGCACACCCCCAUGUACAUGUUGAUUUGUAGCCUGGCCAUUUUAGACAUUGUCAUCCCCUCGGUCACCAUGCCUAGAAUGUUAGCCCUUUUCCUGUUUGAUUCUCGGCUCAUCUCCUUUGCAGGUUGUUUCACCCAGAUGGUGUUCUUUCUCGGCCUGGGCACAGCAGAAAGCUUUCUCCUCAUGCUCAUGGCUUAUGACAGAUAUAUGGCCAUCUGCAACCCUCUCCAUUACCCAACUAUAAUGAGCAACAGUUUCGUCCUGAAACUAAUAUUGUGCUGUUGGCUGGGUGGCUUGCUCUCUCCAAUGAUCUCCCUCACCCUUGCUCUCAGGCUGCUGUUCUGCGGAGCCAAUGAGGUGGUCCACUGCUUCUGUGACUUUUCUGCUGUGCUCAGGCUGGCCUGUGCUGACACUGCACUCAACAGCUAUGUGGCUCUUGCUACAGCUUUGUCUGUGCUGUUAAUUCCCUUGUUUUUCAUCCUGUUCUCUUAUGUGAGGAUCAUCAGGUCCGUGCUGCAGGUUGCCGGAUCUGAGGGCCAACGCAAGGCCUUCUCCACCUGUGCCACUCACCUGCUGGUCAUCUCUGUCUUCUUUCUGACCGCUACUGGUGUGUACAUCUCCUACCGAGUCCCGGGCGUCUCCUCAGACAUGCGGAUCCUGGCGGCCGUGGUGCAGAAUGCUCUGCCACCCCUGAUGAACCCAGUCAUUUACUGCCUGAAGAACAAAGAGAUCAGGAACAGCCUGCUGAAAACACUGAGGAAGACAAAAAUAUUACCAGGCGCACUUUGA